ACGAUCUAAAUUUGACAAAAGUUUCUUUCAAGUCAAUAACACAACCUCAAAUUUCAUUUACAAAAAUACCCGUUUUAUGAAUUUUGUUUUUUAUUUGAUAAAUAAUCCAGGAAAUAAAUAAAAUUUCCAUAAAAAGAAUCUAUUAGAUAUAUGUCGAGAUAGUGGAACAUCUGUACGAGAGUUUCAUAGCUGUUGGAUAUAUAUUUUGAUAUGUUUAUUUUUUUAUUAUAAAAAUUUUUAUAUUUCAUAAUGUCUGCAGAAAAUAUAAUUGAUUUGGGCAAAUGUAGAAUCUGUCUUCAAAUGGAUUGUGAAAUGGACUCUUUCUUCAAUGUCUACUACGAAGAUUUGAGUUUAGCAAAAGUUUUCAGGAAUAUAACUUCAUUUGAUGUCGAAGAGGAUGAUCGUUUGCCAAAAAACAUUUGUAUAUCCUGUAGAUCAACUAUAAUUAAUUUCAAUAACUUGAUAUCAAUAUUUCAAGAUACCGAAGUCUAUCUCAAAAACCAGUUAUGUAAACAAGAAUUGCUUGAAGAUGUCUUCACAGAGGAAAUAAUUUUAGAAGAAACAGAAUGUGAUGAAGCUGAGGAGGAUCAUAAAGACUUUAAUUAUGAAACUGGCAAUAAAAUACAACAAAAUUUCAUGCAAUUAAACAAUGUGAAUGGUGAAUACGAUUAUAAAUGUGAUUAUAUCAGUGAACUUAGUGAAUUUUGUCCAAAAGAAGAUGUGAAUCAUUCCGAUCCUAAGGAUAAGUCGAAUAAUCAGAUUUCUGAGGUAAAAAAUACCCUUGAGAAACUUUCAGCUAACGGUGAAUUCAGAUAUGUAAAUGCUGUCAAAUACAUAUGUGAAUGUGGUGAUUCUUUUCUAUAUAAAAUGGGUUUUCGCCACCAUAAGCAAUACAGGCAUAAUGUUAUAUUAGAUGAAGACGAUUUUCAGAAAUACUCUGAGGCAAUUCAGUUGACAAUCCCAACGGGUUAUUCCAACCCUAUUGAAUAUGUUUCUCCCAGACAGUUGCUGAAAAGAAACAAGUUGGUUUGUAGAAUAUGUUCAACUAAAUUCGAAACUAAGGAAGAAGUUAAAGUACACGAAGAAAUUCAUAAAACUCAUAUAUGUGAUAAAUGCGGAGCAGCAUUCUUAAAGAAGAGUUAUCUACAAGAUCAUCAACUUAUGCAUUCAGAAGAAAGGCGUUAUGGUUGUAAAGUGUGUGGAAAAGCAUUUAAACACCGACACACUUUAAGUGUACAUAAAAAGACUCACGAAGACGUUAGAGGGUUCAUUUGUGAAGUCUGUGGUGACAGUUUUAGAGCGAGAGCAACCCUUCACACUCAUACUCUCCUUAAACAUAGCGACAUUAAAAAUUUCCCUUGUCCUAGUUGUAAUUUACGUUUCAAUUUGAAAUCGUCCCGAGAUAAACAUUUUGUGAGGAAACAUACAUUCAACAGGGAAAAAAGUUUUGUUUGUAGUAAAUGUGGGGCUGCCUAUUUGAAUAAAACAACGUUAACUCGGCAUAUUUCAGAUAAACAUUUAGGGCAAGCGAAAUAUUAUCAUUGCACAAUAUGUGAAAAUAAAAUGUACGUUAUGAAGAAGGGAUUAAGGACUCAUAUGAUGAAAAAACAUGGUAUAUUUGAUGUAUAACGACUGUAUUUGUUAAUUUAAUAAGUAUUUUUUACUACAUGUUACUAAUUAUUAAAAAAAUUCUUACUGGAUUAAAGUUAUACACUUGUA
Molecule: messenger RNA, 1719 nt
Organism: Diorhabda carinulata
Lineage: Eukaryota; Metazoa; Arthropoda; Insecta; Coleoptera; Chrysomelidae
Product: zinc finger protein 254-like
Exons: 2
Coding region: 250-1629 (459 amino acids)
Cellular component (GO): nucleus
Molecular function (GO): zinc ion binding
Source: RefSeq, a predicted model, not a curated record